Pecten maximus is the source of this 4905-nucleotide messenger RNA. RefSeq names its product polycomb complex protein BMI-1-A-like. Bases 315 to 1796 code for a protein of 493 amino acids. Gene Ontology annotation, biological process: negative regulation of transcription by RNA polymerase II. NCBI's taxonomy places the organism in Eukaryota, Metazoa, Mollusca, Bivalvia, Pectinida, Pectinidae. Gene Ontology annotation, cellular component: PRC1 complex. Gene Ontology annotation, molecular function: promoter-specific chromatin binding. The record is from RefSeq and is a predicted model, not a curated record. The transcript has 10 exons.
AUUAACAAGAUAAAAUACAUAAAUAUAUAUACACACACAUCUCGGGAGUAGCAAGUCCCCCACUAACUGCUAGCGUAAAACUUAUCAUAAAGCGAUAUCGAGAGACUUUUCAUGCUCCGUCAAUCCACGGCUUAUUAUCUCAAAUUCGCUGCAUUUAAUAACAGUGCCAUUCAUCAUGUUAGCGUUCUAUGGUAUGGAAAUCUCUCUCCCCGACGUAAGCUGGCUUCUAUUCAGCGUAGAAACCUCCGGAGGUGCUCACGCACUACUUUCACAGCGGAGUGCGAACGACGGAGAGAUGGUAAAUCGUCUAUCAGAUGCAUAGAACGACCCGGAUAAAGAUAACGGAGUUGAACCCCCACCUGAUCUGCGUGCUGUGUGGGGGGUACUACAUAGAGGCAGCGACCAUAAUAGAAUGUCUCCACUCCUUUUGCCGUACAUGUAUUGUUCGCUACCUGGAAUCAAGCAAAUACUGUCCGAUUUGUGAUGUCAUGGUGCAUAAAACCAAACCACUACAGAAUGUAAAAUCAGACAAAACGCUACAGGACCUUGUGUACAAGUUAGUUCCUGGGCUAUACAAAAGUGAGAUGAAACGCAGACGUGACCUGUACAAUGCCCACCCAGAAGCAACUCAUCAUUGCACUGGGCCGAGCGAGGAGAAGGGCGAUGAAGAUCAAGACCGACUCAUCUACACGUACGAUGAAAAAAUCAGCCUAUCGCUUGAACUCUACUCCGAAUGCGUUCCGGAAGAAGUUCUUGGUACUUAUAAAGAGGAGGAUAAUCCCGACAGAAUGAAGAAAAGGGAUGUACGGUAUCUGCAGUGUCCAGCGGCUGUGACCAUUGGUCAUCUCAAGAAAUUCAUCCGGAUGAAAUUUGACCUGCCAUCACGCUACAAGAUCGACAUUUUUCACUCGUUUGAACCUUUGGAUGACCUAUUUACCUUGAUGGACGUAGCAUAUAUUUACACAUGGAGGAGGCAAUCGCCCUUAAGACUUGUAUACACUGUGUUCGAAUUGGCCAGAAACUACAAACGAAAAUGCGAGGAAGUGCAGACCCCAUGCAUGGAGAAACACGCAUCCGUCCAAGAAGACCUUCCGAAGGACACGCCAGUUGGGGAAAGAGACGCAUCCCCUAUGGAAGCAGCCACCGAAGCAAGUCCUCCGUCACAGACGACGCCGACGCACGCGUCCGCGCCCGCGCCUGCACCGACACUGUCGCCUGUGACGCGAGAUGAGACACAGCAUUCAAAAGAAUCUCCAUUACCAUUGAAACAGAACGAGAAAGACCCCCCGCAAAAGGAAGCGAGUGCUCCGGUUAUCAAGAAAAAUACAUCUAAAUACAUGGACCGAUUAUCAUAUCAGGCACCCACUUCUGUUAGCAAAGGACUCUUGAAUAAACACACAUUAGACAGUGCUGGAUUCAAACCUUUGGAAGACGUUAACAGUUUCAGCAACAAUGGCGGAAGUGUUUAUGACUUUAACGAUGGCCGAGAUAGUCCUGUUUCAGCGUUCACAGCGCCCUCUGUUGGCGAUGGUGAAAACGGUAGUAGAGGGGCUUUAAAACAGACAUCGGGAAAGAAGAGGAAGAUAGGCAAUGGUAAACUUUCGUAUAUAGCUGAUUCGCGCUUACAGGACAAAGUUAUCUCUAGUAAGACAAAAGUUACGAAAGAUUUUACAAAAACAAACAAACCACCAAAGGAAAAGAAACAAGGCUUGUUCGAUAUCAGGGGGAAAGUGAAAUCAUCCAAGUUCAAUGGAAUUUAUACUCAGCAUGUGCUGAACGGACACGUCGGUAACUAAGUCAUGGCUGUGUGUAAUGGUAGAUUCAAGAACCAUGCCCUGUGUGAUUUAAUGAAAGAUGAAGAGCAGCUAUAUAUUCGGAUCAAUCGUGCUUAUGCUAUGAGGAAAAAGUCUUUAAUGUUAUGUUGAAAAUUCCUGGUUGGAUAUACGUUUCAGUUUCCGCGGGAUUUUUGUGAGGAUAUAUUUUUUGCACAUUCAUCAUUUCGAUUUAUAUCAUUGUUUAAUUUUCGUUACCUUGUUUUGAAUGCUUUGAAUAAUUCUUACUAGAUUUCAACCUGAGGAAUUUCACAAUCAAUUUUGGAUUUCUUCGCGGAAGUAGAUCUUGGAUAUAAACUUGAGAAACAUUGGCAGCAACUGGACCAAUCCUGUUAAGUUUUGCUUUGCAUGGCUGUUCUGUUUAACCUCCUUAUUUCAAUAUUAUUGCUAGUGCUAGACAUAUUCCUCGAACCCUCUGGACUACUCAUGAAAGCGACAACAAUAACUUGACGUCAUAUUGUAAUGUUGCGAAUACUGCAAUUCAAAUCUGAUCCUUCAAAAUGAAGCAAAAAGAAAAAUGAGUAGUCAACUGUCUAUCAUAAGAUUCUGUUCACGCCUAUGUUGAGCGAUGUAACUAACCUUUCAUGAUUUUAUCAUGAGCAGGAAUUUAUUUCUCUACACAUAUACUUGAUUUGUGUUGAUAAAAUAAAAGGUGGGUCAAUUAAAAAUAAAACCUACGAUUUCAAAUAUUUUUUUCGCUUUUUUAGGAUCUUUAUUUUGUAUCAGGAGAUACAUUUUUUCCCAUAAAAUACUUAAAACAUCAACCAAAACAUCAUUUUAGUGAAACCAAUCAUUAUUUUUUACUUUCCAUAUACAACGACCAAAGAUUUCUUUUACAUUUCAUUUAAUGCCCGAAGUUGAAUAAAAAUUAUAUCAAUUAUUUGAUGGCGAUACAAUAUUCCAUUUUCAAACCAUACUCGGCUAUUUUUGGGCUAUUUAUAUACAUAUUUACAGUUAAAACGUUUUUAGAAUCUUCUUAUUUCAUUUUACAUCCCAUAGUUUAUUUCAAUGUCCAAUCUCUCGCUUGUCUUUCGUUAAAAGCAUUAAUCGUCAUCAAACGUCUGCUGGACAAAUAGUAGCACGACAUAACGUGCACGUUCAGAUGUCUUCAUCUUGUCCUGAGCUACUGCCCCUAAGGUAUAUAUAACAAUGACCAACUGUUAGAUGAACCUGUUAAUGCAUUGGUGAAUGAAGUAAGGUGUUAGUUACCGCAAUGCUGUCCGAAAUUACUUAUGUUAAAGAUAUAUAAGUGAAAUAAGUACCAUCAACAAACUUAAAUCUUAAACUACAUAUUUCAACGCUGUACUGUAUAUGUAAUGUCAAGGAAAUGAGACCAAAAUUAUCCAAACCGACGACACUAAUGGGAAAUUUGGUGAUGUCGUUCUUUUGUUUACUAUAGAGUGUCGAAUAUUUUAGUGAAGACCUUAAAAUGCAUUUAAUAGCAUCGUGGUAGGUACGUCAUAUGUAAAGCAGACCACACUGCGGUCUGUGAUAACAUUAUUAUUAAAAUAUAACUAUAGCCAAAGGCCCUUACGACAUCAUGCUGCUACCAAGAAAUACUUUUAACAACUUAAGCUUUUGGUUUCCACCUGUAGAGUUUUUACCUGUUCACUGCACAUGUCGGCAUUCCGAAAAUUCUUUCAUUGUCAUAGACAGAUCAAUUUUCUUUGAAGUACCUUUUUAGAGCAUUUUAACGAUAGCUGCGUUAUAAAAUGGAACGAAUGCCACCCGGGAUGGCUAUUUAUAGAUAAAGGACCAAAACAACGCUCCAUAUAGUGAGAAUGGUCUGCGGUUUUAGAACGUAGAUUUAAUGUUUUGCUGUAAUGGGGGUGGUAUAAAACCUGAAGUGUUUUUUAUCUAUCUUACUGGUGCUCCAUCACCUGGAUAUCAUAGGUAAUAUUCGUUUGAAAUGAAUAUGAUAUACAUAUGUAUUUAUGUUUCUAAGAUCAGUGUUACGAGGUUAAACUGAAAGUGCAUAUUUCAGAAUUUUUUUCUAGGUCAUAACAAGAUCAAUAAUACUCGCGCCCUAUAAACAAUUUUCUAUUAAACACCAAAGGUGAUUUCAACUAGUUCUUAUAGAUAUGUCUGGCAAUGAAAGGGUAAAAAUUGCAAAGAAAUUUAUGAGAAAAUAUGUUAUGAAAUACGGACAUAACUCGAUGAACAGUUAAUAGAUUUUACUUUUAAUGAAUUUACUGAUUUAAUAGAAUGACAUGUUAAUAAUAUCAAAGUUUACUUGGUAUUUAAUAGAUUUAAAAAGAAGAUCUGUUUAUGAAAUUAUCAUAGUUUCCUUAUCAAUUCCAAGCGAAAUGUAAUGGAAGGUUACACAAAGCGAGAACAUUUCAUCAUAACUAAAUGUUGUUCGAUACAAUAUACCGCAUUUAGUUUGUGCUCUGUAUAUUUGACUUUUUAUAUUGCUUCAUUCUGUGUUCAAAUAGCACAAGUAGUGCUUAUAUAUUUCAGUACAUGCAAAAUUGCUUUUGUGAUGAAAUACGCUGCUGACAACUUUGUGAUGAAAAACAACACGUGGUUAUUCUAAUCAUGAUUAUAUAUUCUUUUUUACGCUUUCUCGCGGACCAAGAUAUUUUAUGUGAAAAUAUGAUUUUAUGUUUAAGGUUGUAUGGUUGGUGUUGUUAAAUGAUUCUUUGUGAUGUUUUUCCAUUUGAUAUUUGUGUUACAGAAUACUUUGCAAGCUGUUUUAAGUCACGUGAAUACUUUGCAACAUGUUUAUAUCACGUGAUAAAUCACAUGAUCUUUGUAUUUCUUAAUGUUAAUGUUACGUGAAGUUAAAAAUUGUGACGUAUCUGUUAUUCUGUGUUCAUCACGUGAUUUACCAUGAAGAUCCCAUGUGGUGCUAUACGUCAUUCGAUUUAGACAUCACAUGACAUUAGUGUAAAGUGAUAUAUUAGUUGGCACUUGGCUAAAUCGUCAUGUGAUGUAUAUCUCACGUGAUACUUCAGCUGUAUUUCAAAUCACGUGGUUUGUAAUGUGAUACUUUGUAUUUUACGUUAUAAGAUGUGUAAUGUUCACAAGGACAUAAAUGUAAUUAAAGAAAGAUGUGGUGCCAAUUUCGAGA